Messenger RNA from Leptopilina heterotoma, 4107 nucleotides. RefSeq names its product formin-binding protein 1-like (gene Cip4). NCBI's taxonomy places the organism in Eukaryota, Metazoa, Arthropoda, Insecta, Hymenoptera, Figitidae. Gene Ontology annotation, molecular function: protein binding. Gene Ontology annotation, biological process: signal transduction. The coding region runs from base 218 to 2044 and encodes 608 amino acids. The transcript has 11 exons. The record is from RefSeq and is a predicted model, not a curated record.
CGGGCGGUUUUCAAUAGUCAGUCGAGCGAGUGAGUUGAGUCCGGUUAGACAGUGGUUUAUUUGGAAGACAUGUUUUGAGUGUGUAUUUUGUGAAGGUGUGCGGCAAAUUGACGUGUGAUUUACAUGCUUUUUUGGUCCAGUGUAAGCGAUCAAAGGUGCCCUAGGUGUAGAGCUACAUGUGAAGUGUUGUGUACCCUGUUAACCCGGUCCCGCAACCAUGAGCUGGGGAUCCGAACUCUGGGACCAGUUCGAGAAUCUGUCCCUCCACACUCAAAAGGGAAUAGAAUUUCUGGAACGCUAUGGACAUUUCAUACGUGACCGAUGUGCGAUAGAGGAAGAAUAUGCCGCGAAAUUGAGACGUUUAGUGAAAACUUAUCAGCCGAAGAAGAAAGAGGAAGAAGAUUAUCAGUAUAGUCCGUGUCGAGCGUUUAGAAAAGAAUUAAAUGAAGUUAACGAUCAGGCUGGACAGAGGGAGGUGAUUGCAGAGAAUCUGCAGGAAACAGUAUUACGAGAAUUAAAUAUUCUCGUCAAAGAAUUCAAGGAGGAUAGAAAGAAGCAUCUGCAGGAAGGCAUCAGACUCCGAGCAAGUUUGGCUGGCCAAAUUGGAAAUUUGGAGCGGGCAAGAAAAGCCUAUGAGAAAGCUUUUCGCGAGGCAGAGCGAGCCCUUGAAAAUUAUCAAAGGGCUGACGCUGAUUUCAAUCUCUCCAGGGCUGAGGUGGAAAAGCAGAGAAUGAACAUGACAUUAAAAACACAGCAGAGUGAAGAAGCGAAAACGGAGUACGCAAAUCAAUUGCAGAAGACGAAUGAAAUGCAAACUCUGCAUUAUUACACUUCAAUGCCGGAAGUGUUCCAUCAUUUACAGGAACUCGAUGAGAAGCGAAUAAAAAAUAUGAGAAAUUACAUGUUGAAAUCGGUGGAUAUUGAACGUGCGGUCGCUCCAAUAAUUGCCCAGUGUCUCGAUGGAAUAGAAAAAGCCGCUAACGAGAUCAAUGAAAAGACAGACAUGCUUUUGGUGAUUGAACGUUAUAAAAGUGGCUUUCAACCACCUGGCGAUUUUCCCUUCGAAGAUCUUUCUGUGGCAAAAAAUUAUGACAGUAAUAGUCAAUUAUCCCAACCUGUUAUGCAGCCGAUACAUAAUCAUUUGACGGUUAAAGGCACCGUAUCAGGUGGCAAAAUCAAAAAGAGAGUUGGAAUCUUCAAUAUUUUUAGUAGUAAUAAGAAGUUGAUCGAGGUGUGCAUAUCUUUAAAGAAUAAUGUACCUGGUUAUGGUGAUGGUGUGAAGGAGGAUUGCAGUGAUUUACCUCCAAAUCAAAGGAAAAAGAGAUUACAGCAGAGGCUUGACGAGAUUCAUGCGAAAAUACAACAAGAAACGGCGGCGAGAGACGGUCUCAUGAAAAUGAAAGGCGUCUAUGAACAAAAUCCAGCUCUCGGCGAUCCCACAAGUAUACAAGGUCAACUGAAUGAAUCGAGUCAGAAACUUGAUAAAUUAGGAACAGAACUAAUCAAAUUUCAAGGAUAUUUAGAAGACGCGAUGAAAGCCGGAGUCAGUUUGUCCAGUCCAAGUCAAGUGCAGCGAAAGCCAACGACCAACGGUUCAGCGACACGGCCGUUGAGUUCGAGAAGAUCGAGUCAUUCCGGAGGUGAGGAAAGUCUGUCGAGGUCAGCGUCAGAUUCUAGUGUAAGCAACGCGAAUGCCAAUCAACCAGUGCAUAAAAAAAGCGCUCCUGGAACUCCACAACCAACACACGGUUCCACGAACAGCCCGGAGUCUGGUCUUGGAGCUUCUCGGACGUCCCUGCCAGGAAGUGGCGGCGAAGAAUAUUACAUCGAUGAGGUCGACGCGCAACCGCCUCUUGGAACUUGUCGUGCUCUCUAUCCCUUUGAUGCAACCAGCGAAGGAUCGAUACCAAUGUACGAUGGCGAGGAACUCUACAUGAUCGAGGCGGAUGCGGGCGACGGUUGGACGAGGGUUCGUCGCAUUUCACAGCCAAUCGAAGGAUUUGUUCCCACAUCAUACAUAGAAUGUCAUCUCUACAAUACUUAGCCAUCGGAACCAGGUCACUAGUGGACAAGAAUUUCGCUCCAAUCACAAAGAAAAAACUGUUGUUUCUUUUUUUGUGGAAGAUAUUUUUCCCAAAAAGAAAAAUAAAAAAAAAAUGAAAGUGACUCUUCAACAGGGCCUAGGAACAAAAAUCCAAGUACCAUUUGCUUGGCAUCAACAAGUAACACAAUUCUAUUUCAAUCCCUUUUGAAAGAAAAAAAAAAAUUACCCAGAAUAACCAUUCUGUGGUUUUUCUUUAUGUGCCACAAAAUUAAAAAAACAAAAAUAUUCACCUCGCGAUCAUGCAAUCUUACUUUUUUUCUCGUUCAAAUUGCGUGCAAUAUUUGCAGGUGAUAUUUAUUCAAAAAAUGCUUUAUUUCUGUUCAUAGGGGAAAAAAAAUGAACAGAAAACAAAUUUAUUUAGAUCGACUCAAAGCCCUUUUUAUCGUUACAUUUUUUUUAAGCUUUUGUAAAUAUUGUGGAAAAAGGUUCUCUUGUAAUGAGAGAAAGAGAAAGUUAGAGAGAGAGAAAGAAAUAUGAAUGAAUGUUUUGAUCUUAUUUGUUGAAUUACAAAUUACGAGUUUUUCACGGGGAUCUUUGUUUUUUUUAUGUUAAAAAAUCUCACUGACUUUAAUUUUUUAAUGUUAAAAAUUUUAAAAAAUCGUUUUUUUCUCGUUAUGUUCGCGAUUAUUUUUUAUUUUUGAAAAUAUUAAAUCUGACUUUAGCUAUACAAAUUUAAAUGUUAUAUUUUGUUCCUCGUGCUCAGGAUUUUUUUUUAAUUUGCGAAUUGCUCAUCUAAAUGUCUUUAAAUUCCGGAGUGAAAAGCUAGUCAAAGCAGGUGAGGAUCGUUGAAUGUUAGAUUUACUAGAAAAUAGAAUGAAAAAGAAAAAAAAAUUAUCUCACCCAUCCGGAAAUGAAAAGGAUUUUUUUUUACUGUAUAGUUUAGUUUUGUUUUUGGUGAAGACUCGUAAUUCCUUGAGAAUUUCUCAUGAUCUAUGAUUUUGCAUUCUUUAUUUGGUGCAAAUAAAAAACAUUUUUUUUACGUAAAUUUUUUUUUUAAAUAGUCAUCACCGCUCGUCGCGUAUUUUUAGUCUUACGUGUAUAAUGUAAAUAUUUCUAUAAAUAAUAUACUUAAUUGUUAAACAAAAAAAAAAAUUUUUUUUGAUAAGCGACAAGGUUUAUUAGUUAAGUUAAAAGAAAUGAAGCAAAUUUUCCUUCCCUAAUUUUAUCAAUAGUUGAAAAAAAGAAACUUUUUUUUACUUUGUCCCCAAUUUAUAAUUUAUAUUAUAAUAGAAAUCCUGUAUUUUAUAUACUUCAAUUUAGAAAUAAUUCUUAAACUGUGCUUUUAAGAAAAAGAAAAGAAAACUUAAGAGACUUGUCAGCACAUCGCUCAUAUUUUUGAGAUUAUGCUGUAACUCACAGAUUUAUAUAUAUAUAUAAAUAUAAUUUAUUGGCGCAGUUUAAAUGUUUCUUCGACUAAAAAAAAAAAAUAUAUAUAUAUAUAUAUAUACUAAAGCAUGAGAGAAGUUGAUUACUUUUUUCUCUGAAAAAAAGAAAUAAAAAUAAAACUGUGACUUAGAAUUUAAAAAAACAGAAAAACAAAUGUUGAAUAGUGAAAAAAAAAUUACUGUCGAAAAGUGUGAAAAUGAGUUUCUAAUUGAACAAAAAAAGAAACAAUUUUCAAAUCGAAAAAAAAUUUCCAAAUUAAAAAUCUUUCACACGUUUGGAUAUUUCCAAUAGGAAAUGAACAAUUAGGAAAACAAAAUUUUUUUAAAUCGUGUUUUGGUUUAAAAAGGAAAAUGAAUAAAAAAGUUUAAUUCGAAACUCAAUAUUUAGAAAAGAAUAAUUACACAACUGAUGUGUGAUUAUUUAGCUUUUGCUUGAGAACAAAAAAAUUCAGUUUUUGAUGAACUGAUUUUUUGAAAGCGUUGAUAGCAUUCUAUGUAUAUGUAUAUUUUGUGAUUUUUUUUAUCCAUUGACAAGUAUUGUAGAUAAUUAACUAUAUGACUCAUACAUUUAAUUAUUAUUCAUUGAUAUAGAAAAAUAUAGGUACUAAACCAAUACAA